CAUGUUGGGCCGGCCCGCUGGCCGUGGGAUUCUCCGUCGAGCCUUGGCCCGCGAUGCAGGCCACAGACGUGCCGGCCCCGACACGGCGCUGCGCCGCAGAGAAAUCCCACCACUCACAACGUCGCGCGCCCCGGGCCAGCGUCACUGCCGCCCUCGCCUGUGUGCGCCGCCAGUCCCGAUUUACUGGCCGCGGGCUCGCAUCGAGGCACAAGAGUGGGCUAGCUGGUAAUCAUGCGGGUAGCCGUCGAGAAGGCAUGGGCUGAUUUCCUACCCGGCCGCGCGCUCGGGAGCUGAAGACCCCUGCGUCGGCCACGGCAGAUCUGCGAGAUCUCCAUGCUUUGGGGGCUGGGAGCGGUGGUGUUGCGCUGUUUGACGCUUGCUUAUCGCCCGUCUCUCCAGGCGAGGGUACCACGCGGGACGUGACACUGCUCGGGUGCGUGUAGCUCAUAGGAGGACAGGGCAGGCUUUUAUCCGCCCUGCACUGGCUGGCCGGUCCAGGUUUCAACCAAAUUCCUCAACCUCCUGCACCCCAUCAAUCCCGCCUGGCCAAGCCGACAGUACACACUGCCGACAACAACAAAGAUGUAAGCUUAUUCUUGGACCUCGCCCGGGAUUCGCAUCCUCCUGGCAAAUUGCGCGACAGCACAGCCAACAGCGCUACCAGGCCACCCACCAUCACAGCGCUACUCGCGGACCAGCUCAAUGAUCGACGGCCCAUACAUGGCCUUAUUGGCAGCACGCCCCUGGCAGGCGCAGCAGGGAGGCGCGGGCCAAGAAGCUGUUGGUUCUGAAUGCCGUGCCCCCAGGCGUGGUCGCCAGGCUGGAUCCUGAAAGGCGCCGAGCCGUACAAGAGCAGCGCGACAGCCCUACCCGUUCUCUGCAUUUUCGUUUCUUUCCCCUCCUCGAUGCGGUGCAGUUGUCGCGGCGCCUCACCUCAUCCCACACAGCCCCAACCCCCCCGCACUCUUCCUCCAGCAUCCAGACCCGUCGACAGGAUGGACGUCACGACGGUCCAGCUCGCCCCGGAGCAGGCGCUACAGGCCAAGGAGCAAAUGGCCCACCUGGCGCAGCCGAUGCCCGCGCCGCAGACCAAGCUGCUCGGCAUCUGCGCCGACAAGGUCGGGCACGACGGCAUCAGCCUGGUGGUGCGCGAGACGAAACGGAGCAAGCGCUACGAGGUCCUCGAGGCCGGGACCAAGCGCAAGCUGCUGCAGAUCAAGACCAACUUCUUCACAAUGCGCAUGCGUAAGGAGGUCUGGGACGUCCAGGACAAGGACCAGCCGCGCCACCUGUUCGACAUGGCCUACGACUACUCGGGCCUCAAACGCGGAGAUCUGCUCACCUCGUUCGCCAUCCACUACCCCAAGAAGAAGAAGGACCAGAAGAAGGAGGUGCUCGACGACGACGAGUCGGAGGACCAGGACCCCGAGAAUGGGGAAAAGAUUGUCGACAUUAAAGGCAACUUUAAGCUCGUCGGCUCAAAGUCGACCGUCAAGUUCAUGAGCCCCCUGACGGGCGGGUGGGAGGAGUGUCUCGAGAUGGGUGGCAACAUGGGCGCCUUCAAGGGCGAGGUGACGGACACGACGGCCGACAAUAAGGUCGUCGCCCGGUUCGAGCGCGACUAUGGCGUCCGGGACUUCAUCCUGGCCAAGCAACAGUACAAAGUCUCGGUCGAGCCGGGCGUGGACUGGGCCUUGAUGGCGCUGCUAUGCGUGGCAAUGGACCACAGGAGCGACAGCUGGUGGGGGAAAUAGGGGCCGGGAUUCUGCUAGUAGUAAUUAAUCGAUACCUCCUUCUUGCGAAAAAUGCGUACCUCGAUAUCCUCGGCCGAGGAAGUUAUCAGGGGGCCCGAGGACGGCGGCGAAAAAGAAAAAAAAGAGAAACAUAAUGUUGUGGCGUUGCGGCCACUUGGAGGGAUGCUUGCGUCGGGA
Molecule: messenger RNA, 1931 nt
Organism: Gaeumannomyces tritici R3-111a-1
Lineage: Eukaryota; Fungi; Ascomycota; Sordariomycetes; Magnaporthales; Magnaporthaceae
Exons: 2
Coding region: 792-1754 (320 amino acids)
Source: RefSeq, a predicted model, not a curated record